UAAACAAAAAAUCAUCGAACGAGUCGGACGUGCGCGCUGCUGGAUGCUGGCGGUCUUUUUCGCGUUCCGUUUUUUUUGGAGUAAACAAACACACAAACAAUAUUGUUAACACAAUUUUGUCUGUUCUAUUGUGCGGAAAUCGAGUUAGUGAGAGGGGAAAUAAAUAGAAACCGCAAGCAAAAGCAACAAGCUUGUGGGAAGAGGAAAAUGAAAGGGGAAAUUGUCAGUGUGUGUGUGUUAGUGAAAUAUGGAAAUUGAAAAUGCAAUUAAUCGCGAAUUAAUGGCAAGCCAUAGAAAUCGCUCAAUGGUUUAAAGUGCAAGAGAAAAUUGUGGUUUUUGCUAUUGUUGUCAACGCGGAAGCCAAAAGUCUGUCGUUAAAAAUAUACGUGUAUUUAUUUUCGCUUUGCAAAAACAAUAAGCCUUACAGCAGAGUGCUGAAAUAGUCAAUUUACAAUUGGAGCUGCCGAGAAGUCUAUACAUAAAACAUAAACAUUUUGGUGUUUUUCCUAUUAAAAUGGAGGCAAAAAUUUCAGAAACAUAACAAAAUAAAUAAAUCGUGCAAAUUGCUAAAAAUAAAAAUGAAAAAACAAGAAAAAACAGAACAGCAUUAACUCAAGCUUAAAGUUGGAAACAUACAUAAAUUGUAUAUGCGAUUUUAAGGCCCAGUCGAACGUGGAAUUAUCUUGACCCACAGAAACGCAGCAAAGGAGAGAGAGGGAUAUACGGCAGUAGAACGAGAGGGAGCGACAUACGAUGCGUUUGGUUGGGUGGCUUAGUGGUGGCUUAUUGCUCGCCCUGGCCGUAAUGUCAACGCAGGCACGUUUCAUUGCGAAAAGAGAAACCACUGGCUUGGCGCAGGCAGUGGCUUCCAAUUCUACUGACCAUGACAUUGUUGCGACGGCCAGGGAAAGUGCGAUCGGCAGGGAACCGUCUGAAAUAAUGGGAGUAUCAGAAUUGGUUAGUACACAAACCGGACUUAAGGAUCAGGAGAGUGGAAUAAAGACUGAGACUCAAACUGAAACCCAAACGGAAAGUCUGAAAGAAAUCCCAAAAGUCGAGGAAACCACUGAGGCUACAGUUCAAAAUAAACCAUCCAGUACUGAUAACAUUAUGGGAAAAGAAACACCCAAACGGAAAGGGGUUGAAGCCACGGAAUCUCAGUUAAAACAAGAUUCUCUAUCUGAAUCGGGAAAGGAGCUUAAGAAUGAAAAAGCCUUUGCAGAUACUGUUAACAAAGCUACUACGGUUCAGCUGGAGAAAAAUUUAACCGAUCUGACUCAUAAAGCAGCUACAGCCACUUCUGUACAAGAACACAUUUUAGAAAAAACUACUGAACCUGAACCUCUAAGUGAGAAAUCGAAGGUAAAGGAAAUAGAAGUAAAGGAACCACUUCCAAAAGUUGUAUCACAAGCUCAGUCUGAAAUCAAGGAGAAAAUCACAGAGGCUGAGGAAACCGAAAAUCCAAAAAACACCACCGAGAUCAUCCCUGCAAAUCCUGCAACUCAACAAGUUUCAAACACCACCGAGAGAGUAGUUAAUACCACAACCACUCGUUCUUCCGAUCAUGGCCGAUCCAUGCAGUAUUUAUCAACCACUGAAGAUUCGAUUCGAUCCCCAAGCGCAGUGACACCCAUGAAACUACGGGCCUUACCCAUGACCUCUACACCUGCCAGCACCACUUCAACCACUCCUCGCUCAACAACUACGCCAACUUCCUUUGCAUCCAAUGAGAAUGCAAUCGAGGAGUCAACUUCGCAGUCAGAGAUUCGUCAAUUACCGGAGAAGCGAGCCAAGUUUAUAAGCGAAAACUCCACAAAUGCCCAGCAACUAACGCUACCAAACACCGCUGAAGUUUGGAGCCUGGCGGGGAUGAAGGCGGUACCCAAAGCACCGCUUACAACCACCACUGUCUUGCCACUAUUUAACCACACUGAUCUGGCAAACGAUAUAGACAUACCCCAUAAUAGAACAGAGCAUCACAAGGAGAAGAAUCUACUGGAUUGGCAGCAGAUUGCCAUGAUGCAAUCGACGCCGGAGAACCGCACCGAAUUUGUGGUCAGAACCACUCUAGAUGCCACCGAGGGUGCCACUCAGGCCACUACCGAAGCUUUGGCAGAGGAAAGUAAAACAGAAACCGCACGAUUGGAGCAAAAUGAAGUCACAACUGCAAAGACAAUACCUGUGACAUCUGAUGCCAGUUCUAUUGAUCAGAACGUAACAACCACAACAGCUCGAACGGAGCUAUUGGAUGUUCCCCUGGUCAAAAAGAUGUCCGAUGCAGCUAGUGCCAAGUUAACCGAGGCUAUUACAGAGGCUCAAACAGAGUCAGAGGUAGAAAAAGAGGCUGCAACAUCAGUAACAUUACCCGAGCAACAAGCAACAUCGGCUGUAACAGCGAGGGUGGAUUUAAUAAAAACGGAACUGUUGAAUGUAACAGAAAUUGCAGCGGAAUCUAAGCCGAAUUUAACAGAAACUGUAUCAUCUGCAACAAUCACAAGUACAACAUCAGGAGUACCAUUACCUGUUCAGCAUGUAUCCUCUAAAUUAGACUUAGAAGAAGCCACAACAGUAGCAACAACAAAUACAAUUACAACAACAGCAGCAGCAGCAAUAUCAUCGACAACGUCAGCAACAGUCGUGGCUCCAGAGGCAACCACAGCAGCGACCAUCAAUGCAGAUACAAAAGCAACAUCUGAAAGUACGACAACUGCAACACUAUCAGCAACAUCAACUGUAAGUGCUCCGAAUGUGGUAACAACCCCCAGUACUACUGAAAUGGCAAUGAAAGCGGCUGAAAUCAGCAACAUCAACAGCAGCGACGACGACGUUGAUAAUAACAGUAACGACGUCAUCGUUGCCACAACCAAAAAUCCAGAGAGCGACCCGCCGGCAACAGCAACCGACGAGCUAACAGCAACAUCGGUUAGUGUGCGAGUGGCUGGCGAGGUGAGCACAUCGAUUCGGCCAGAAAUCAUCGUUACAAGUGCGCGGAACAGUACAAUCGCGGGUACAAGUACGUCGACGACAACAACUGUAGCUACACCCACGCAAACGGAAAUUGCGCAAAUUAGCAAUGAAGUGAAUUUGGAGGCAGUGACAGUGAAGACGCGCGACAGUUUGAGCAAUGCGAAUGAGCUAAGAACAGCUGAGAAAACCGAUAACGCGGUCAAUAACAGUGUGGCCAUAACAGAAAGCGAGCUGGGGGCUUUGGCCACAACAGUGGAAACCACCCCUCCAACGACAACAACCAGCAGUCUGCUCAGUGACCUCAGUGAACUGAGCAACGAGCACGAAUCCUCGCUAGAAACCAACAACAUUGGUGAGGCGCCGCCAGAGUCGACGACAUCGGCAGCAGCAGCUGCUGUUGCUGUUGCAACGGAUGAGAGCACAGCGGCAACAGGUGGCCAGGAAAUCGUGAAGGAGUCGCACCAUCAUGAGGGACAACAGGUGGUCGACGAACAGGACACAGAGCAGCAGUUAGCCAAGACAACGAUGGCGGUGACAGUGACAACAACCAGCACUACUACAACAACCACAACGGUGGCACCCUUAACCACUACAACAAUGCAGCCGGUGGUGAUAAGUCUGCUGGACGACAGCACAACAACUAGCACCACAACAACAACAACAACAACGGCGGCACCACCCACGGAGGAAUAUGUUGAAUCAUCCACCAGCACCACCAGCAGCAGCAUCAUGCUGCCAGAGACCACCACCACCACCACCACCCAAUCCCCCCAAAUGCCACCCAACUUGUUGGGCCCCUAUCCCAACGAACUGGAUCACAUGCAGACCAAUGCGCAGGGCAAUGGCACGGAUGUCAAUGUGAUCAUAGCCAUCACUGUCAGCGUGAUUGGGGUGGUGGCCCUCAUCCUGCUGGUGGCAUUCCUCUACUUGAUGCGCAAGCGCCAGAAGCAGAUGUCCUAUGGCCAAAGGUGCCGUCCGGUGAGCUUGGAUGCCUACUCCUUGGACAAUGUCUCGGUGCUGGGCAGCGUAAGGCGAAAGGGUCGCGAUGUGAGGGCCUCCAAGCGAACCUACGGCAACGCCGCCUUCGAUGACCCCUCGCUGCGGCACAACCUGCUGACCGCCGGCGAACUGGCCCGCUUUGUGGAGCGACGCUCCGACGUCUUCGAGGAGUUCCGGGACGUGCCACAGAUCAUCGCCAGGGCGGACGAGGUGCCGCCUGGCUGUGAGGACAAGAACCGCUACGCCAACGUGAUUCCGCUUCCUGAGACGCGGGUGGUGCUCCAGCGGCAAGGCGACGAUGACAAAACGGAAUACAUUAAUGCCAAUUAUGUGCGGGGCCCCCGAGAUGCGCCCAAUUACUACAUAGCCUGCCAGGCGCCGCUGGAGAGCACAACCACCGAUUUCUGGCGCAUGAUCUGGGAGCAGCAGUCGCGCGUGAUCAUUCAGGCGACGGAUCUCAGCGAGAAUGGGAUCGAGAAGUGCGCCGAGUACCUGCCACCCUCAGCUACGUUGGAUAACCACAGCAGCUACGGCGACUACCAGGUGACGCUGAAGCACCGCGAGGUAAAGGACCGGUACGCCAUCUCCACACUGAUCCUGAAGCGGGUGGACGGCGAGGAGAACCGCGAGCUGACCCACUACUGGUACAAGUGGCCGGAGGCGGGUGUGCCCGCCGAGGAGGCGCCCAUCAUCGCCAUGCUCCUGGAGGCGCGCUCCUCGCUCAAGACCUAUUGCCUGGAGCAGGCCAGCGAAUUGCGGGAGAAGACCGCCACGCUGGAGACCUCAAUGGAUGCGGACGGCAGCAAGGCCGAGGCGGGCAGCACAUCCAGCAACGAGAUUAAUGGAAACAUUUCCAGCCGGAGUGGUACUAGAAACCAGCAGGGACCGCUAACCGUUCACUGUUCUCCAGGCACGGGACGAACCGGUACCAUUAUCGCGUCGGACAUGGCCAUCCGCAGUCUGGAGACCCCUAAGCGGUCCGUGGACAUCCCACAGCUGGUCUACUAUGUACGACGGGGAAGGGCCAGUGCCGUGCAGACCAAGGAGCAGUAUGAAUUUAUCUACAAGGUGGCCAGCAUGUAUGCGGCCAAGAUCACAAAUCUGUCCAACGACAACUGAAGGCCUGUCCUUUGCGGGAGGCUCCCAUCGAGUGGAAACCGAAUUUGCGAUUGAGUCACCUUUCCAGCACUGAUCCGUGGGACCCUAAGAAACAAUAAUAGCUAUAUUUUAAACGAAAUAUUAGUGUAACUUAGUAUUACGCUUGAAUGUUGGCACCUUAUUGAGCGUCAUUAUUUGUCGGGCUUUAAAUAUCAUUUAAAUUGUAUGUAUUCCUUUAUUAUUGUGAUAUAAUCGUACAUUCGUAUAUCUCCUGGAUAAUCUGUUGCAUAUUUAUAAUGUCAAUUUUUGUUUUUGCACUGUCGCAUUCGAAUUCCGGGUGCCAUACUAUCCGGAACGAAUGUGAAAUAUUUGAAGCUCUCCGUAUUUUAAGAAAGUCAAACAUGUAAUCGAUCUAUGUAUGUAUCUAUUUUAAACGAGCUUUAAUGUACGUAAGUUAUUUGUAAGUAUACACCAAGCUGUUCUGUACUCAUAUUAUUGUGAAUUACAAGAAACCAUUUGUUCAGCAUUGA
Drosophila elegans is the source of this 5594-nucleotide messenger RNA. Its product is annotated as mucin-5AC. Gene Ontology annotation, biological process: protein dephosphorylation. Gene Ontology annotation, molecular function: protein tyrosine phosphatase activity. NCBI's taxonomy places the organism in Eukaryota, Metazoa, Arthropoda, Insecta, Diptera, Drosophilidae. The transcript has 5 exons. The record is from RefSeq and is a predicted model, not a curated record. Bases 754 to 5085 code for a protein of 1443 amino acids.